UCUUUGAUUUCAAUGCGCGUAUAUUCUGAUAAUGGAAUGCAACCUUUCAGUGAAUUGCGCGCCAUCUCUGAUAAAACCACCAGUACCACCAACCCAUAACCUACAAAUAUAUAUUGUUAAGUUUUUAAAUAACGCAAACGUUUCAAAGAAAAAUGAACGAAUGAACCUUAAUUUUUUUCCAAUGAACGUCUUCGUAGUGUACACAAUUUAAGUGAUGGAUGUAGACCUUUUACGACCCGGUACUGUACCAAUAUCGCCUGAUACCGUUCUUUGGUUUGAAUUUUUACUUCGAGAGGAACUUCUGCUGGACCACUUACAAAAGGAGAAACCUGAUCCGUCUCCGGUUGAGCUUAUUAAUAAAUUUACGUCUGUGGUAUAUGAAACUACCGAUCUUAAAAAAGUUGAGGUAGAUGGAGACAAAAGCAGCGUGUUGGAAACUAAGUACACAUUGAAGCAUCUGGCGCUUAAGAUAUUAUCUUUGAAAGUAGUGGCCUAUUUAAAAUGGAAUCUUGAUAUUAUCAAAGAGCUACCAUAUAAAUUUCAACUGAACAUCCUACAAGACCUAUUAUACUUCACCAAUAACCAAAUUCCAGUUGAUAUUUUUAACGUACCCGAUGUUGAAGAUACAGAAAUCUUAUCCCAACCUUUCGGUUUUGCAUUAGUCUUGUUUCAUCGAUGGGUAAUUAGAAGCACUGUAAAUUGUAUAUUUAUGGGUCCGGUCAAGUUCAUAGGGAACAUCGAAUUUACGUCACCUGACGAUUCAAUUAUACAUUCCCCUCAGAACGUUCAAAAGAGUGUGUGCUUCCUCACCGAUAUUUUGGCAAAAGGCUGUGUGCCUCAUCUUAUAACCUACGAUUGCUUUGCAACGCUGAAAGAGGACAGUUUACUGGUAGAAAACAAUUGGGACCGAUCUACGCCGAUUUCGAAAGACGAAUUUUAUGCACAGAUCAGUUACGAUUUGGCAGAGUUCUACUUUUUUAAAGAAAAUUAUGAGACUGCCACAUCGUAUUUUAACAACUGCAUGCAGUAUUACAACAGUAUUUCUCACAAGACUGGAUUUCUGAAUGUUAACUCUAAAAAACUGGAGGGAUACUGUUUAGCUUGCAGUUGUAGUGCCACCGACACAUCUUUGAGUUUAUUGCAACAGCUACACAUGAGUACUGUUAACCAAUACAUGGUUUGUAUACUUUUUUUGUUUCUUGUUUUCAGUAGAGGGUAAUCUUCUACUGCUGGAUGUCAAUCUUUAAAGCUUCACCCGUUAGAAGUUUCGAUUGGGGGAUUGUAUUAUCUGUUUGUGCUGCUCCCCUUGCUACUGGCAUAAGGGGUGGGGCCAGGAAGAAAGCAGGACCUAUCAAUUCUUUGUUGGAAAAAGAUUUGAAACAUUUGUCUCCUUUAUGCAAAUGUCCUGUGCUGUAAACA
This is a messenger RNA of Photinus pyralis (common eastern firefly), 1419 nucleotides long. RefSeq names its product integrator complex subunit 8-like. Lineage: Eukaryota; Metazoa; Arthropoda; Insecta; Coleoptera; Lampyridae. The coding region runs from base 215 to 1219 and encodes 334 amino acids. Gene Ontology annotation, cellular component: integrator complex. The record is from RefSeq and is a predicted model, not a curated record. The transcript is spliced from 4 exons. Gene Ontology annotation, biological process: snRNA 3'-end processing.